Hordeum vulgare subsp. vulgare (domesticated barley) is the source of this 1105-nucleotide messenger RNA. RefSeq lists its product as uncharacterized. The coding region runs from base 82 to 1104 and encodes 340 amino acids. The transcript is spliced from 4 exons. Gene Ontology annotation, molecular function: RNA methyltransferase activity; RNA binding. The record is from RefSeq and is a predicted model, not a curated record. Gene Ontology annotation, biological process: RNA processing. Lineage: Eukaryota; Viridiplantae; Streptophyta; Magnoliopsida; Poales; Poaceae.
GUUGAGCGCAAAGUAGAUAACUCUGGCUUUGAACCCCCGAAGCGAAGUUGGCGGAGCGAGCGAUACCACACGCCGCCGGCGAUGCUACUGGCGCGCGCCCCGCCGCCAUCGCCCCCGGCGUUCACCUCCCCGGCGCUCUCGGUGCGCGCCUUCCGCCGCCGCCGCCUCGCCGCUGCCGGUGCCGCCGUGACGGCCGCGUCCAAGUCGCCUUCUCUCCCGGGCGGGCAAAGGCGCAAGCAGGUGGCGAGCGUGGCCAACCCCCUGGUGAAGCGCUGCGUGAGGCUCCGGGACUCCGCCGCCUACCGACGGUCCUGCCGCCGCCUCGUCCUCGUCGGCCUCGCCCCCAUCCUGGAGAUCUGCAGGCUUGGGUCCGUCGCCAUUGAUUGCUUGCUCCUCUUGGACGGCGCCGAGGUCCCGGACGAACUGCGUGAGCUCUCUGGCGGCAGUGUUGUGCAUGUCAGCGCCACUGUGAUGAAGAAGAUCUCCGGGAUGCAGUCGGUUGACUCAACCGAGGCGAUUGCUGUCAUGCACAUGCCCAGGCAUUUCUGUGACCUCGGUGAUGACGAGGGUGGAGCUGGUCUUGAUGCCUCGUUCCAGUCUCCCAAGAGGAUCCUAGUCCUUGAUGGGAUUCAGGAUCCGGGUAACCUUGGAACGUUGAUAAGGUCAGCUUGUGCGUUCAAAUGGGAUGGGGUGUUUCUUCUUCCGGCUUGCUGUGAUCCUUUCAAUGAAAAGGCUCUUCGUGCAGCCCGUGGAGCCUCUUUGCAGCUUCCAAUUGUCUCCGGCAACUGGUGUGAUCUGCAUGCUUUGGUAACUAGAUAUGGCAUGAAGAUGUUUGCAGGCCAUCCAGAAAGUAGCAGUGAUGGAUCCGCAAGAACCCACGCGCUGUCCAAAGAACUUGCAGAUUCACUGGUGAGUGAGUCACUGUGCUUAGUGUUAGGAAGUGAGGGCAAUGGCCUCUCUGAAGAGACCGUCCAAGCUUGUGAUCUUGUAAGCAUUCCUAUGGAAGGUAUUUUUGAAUCUCUGAAUGUUUCUGUUGCUGGGGGUAUCUUUUUAUUUAUGUUACAACCCAAACAGCAAACAUAUAGCAGAAUCUUAACGCCGUAAA